Molecule: messenger RNA, 1509 nt
Organism: Cylindrotheca closterium
Lineage: Eukaryota; Bacillariophyta; Bacillariophyceae; Bacillariales; Bacillariaceae
Source: the annotation of a GenBank genome assembly
AUGACACAAUUCGACGAUUCACCCUCACAAGCAAACAACCCUGCUGGGAACCGAAAGCGAAAGCUUGAAACGAAAGCAAAAACUGAAGCGUCCUGCUGCUGCUCCACUUGCAACCGUGAGUUCCAAUCACGAAAUCAACUCUUCCAGCAGCUGCGAGCUUCCAACAAUGGCUGUUGCGAUCCCAAUCAUGUUGCAUCUUCUACAACUACGGAUGGAGCGUUAUUAUCGUCACAUCGACAACACCAACAGCAAAUAAUACAGCACAAACGGGUUGUUUUGAUUGUCGCAUAUUUGGGAAAGAACUAUCAUGGAUCGGCACGGAACGAUUGUACCGAUUCGGUUCCUACCGUGGAAGGUUGUCUGUGGAAGGCCAUUGGUCAGGCGUUUCCACAAGACGAUAAUGAAACUAUUCGUCAGGCCAAGGCUGCCUUUCAAGAACACAUUGCCACCAAGACCAACCCGAAAGGCAUGACAAGGAGUUCUAGGACCGACAAGGGUGUUUCGGCAUUGGGCAAUGUCUUUAGUUUGAUGUUGCCGUGGGUGUUGUGGUCCAGUGAAACUAUCUUUGAAGACAAAGUCAAUUCUUUCUUGCCCAAUGAUAUUCGGUUGUUACGAGCCAUGUCAUUAUCAUUAUCAUUAUCAUCAUCAUCAUUAUCAUCGUCGUCAUCUCCAAGCAGCAAUCAUCUUCCACUGUCAUCCUUGGAUGCCCGGAGUCAUUGCGAAGCGCGACGGUAUCGAUACUUUGUUCCCGCCCAAGCAUUCAAGCGCACAGGCAUACCAGAAAAUAAUAAUGAAAGCCUAAUGGACUUGAGAAAGCGUCUCAAACAAGUGUUGCUACAGUGGGGCGGGACCCACUCCUUUCAUAAUUUUACCAACUGGAAGCCAGAGUCGCCGCACAAUAAUAACACUGCUACUAGGGACUCUCAGAAGAGUGACAAGGAAAAAGUAAACAACACUGCUGAAGCAUCUGCUAAAGCAAGUACUGAUGAAAAAGAGCUGGAAGAAGAACCAACCUUUUUCCGGCACAUUCUCCGAUGUCACGUGGAGGAUGUGAUACGACAUAACGAUACAGAUGAUUUUUUAGUCAUUUCCAUCAAGGGACAAUCCUUCUUGUAUCAUCAGAUUCGCAAGAUGAUGGGAACUACUAUAGCCAUUAUGAAUGGAAGUCUACCAGCUGACUUUAUAAUCAAGGCGUUUCAAGAAAAGGAGACUUUGUUGGGUGAGCAAGCACCACUGGCACCGUCCGAAGGCCUAGUCAUGGUAGAAGCCAUGUACUCGAAGUAUUGCAGCAAGCACAAUGUGGAGCCGAUUGGUCUGGGAAGCAAGCUUUUCCACCGUGAGAAAAAGAAAACGAAUUGCAAGAAAGACAAGGAAGAGGAAGCAAGCCGCAGGGAACUCUGGCAAGCUGCUUCAGCCAAACUCCUUGCAGAUACUCGAGACUUUGAAAAGCGCGUGUACGAUCAGGUAUGCCAAGAUCAACUUCGACUGUACCAAGAAUCGUCUGUAUGA